CCCGAUCAUCACCGUCCAUCGUCCCCCCUCCACUUGACAGUGAUCACACUGUUUUUUUCCACCUUCAGGUCGUGAUAGAACACAAGUGCUUGUCAACAAUGCUCACAGCGACUCGUGCCCUUCGGCUAGCGGCGUCCUCGACGCGGGUGGGCAGUGUGUCCCAAGUGAUCGGAGCCCGCUUCGGCUCUGUGUGGGCUCAUGUUCAACAAGGUCCUCCUGACCCAAUUUUGGGUGUCACUGAAGCCUUUAAGGCGGACAAGAACCCUCAGAAAAUGAACCUUGGCGUUGGAGCGUACCGUGACGAUGCGGGUCUUCCGUACGUUUUGAACUCUGUCCGAAAGGCAGAGCGAAGCAUCCACGACUUGUCGCUUGACAAGGAGUACAUUCCCAUCACUGGCGUGCCCGAAUUCAACAAAUUGGCUGCGGAGCUGGCAUAUGGAGCGGAAUCUGCACCUUUGAAGGCUGGAGCGGUUGCUACCGCCCAAUCACUCUCUGGAACUGGUGCUCUGCGUAUUGGUGGAGCAUUCUUGAGUAGGUGGUAUAAGGGUGCUGGUGGCAAGAAGAUCUACUUGCCUACUCCCAGUUGGGGAAACCACACACCCAUCUUCAAGGACUCUGGUUUGGAGGUUGCACAAUACCGGUACUUUGACAAAAAGACCAACGGGCUGGACUUUCAGGGUAUGGUUCAGGAUUUGAAGAGCAUUCCUAGCGGAUCUGCCGUCCUUCUUCACGCCUGUGCCCACAACCCUACUGGAGUCGACCCGACACCUGAGCAAUGGAAGGAGCUUUCCGACGUUAUCAAGCAAAAGGAACACUUUCCCUUCUUUGACAUGGCCUACCAAGGCUUUGCCUCUGGUGACACCACCCGUGACGCCUUUGCCAUCCGGUACUUUGUCGAACAAGGUCACCAGAUGAUGCUUGCCCAGAGUUUUGCCAAGAAUAUGGGCAUGUAUGGCGAACGUGUUGGCAUGUUCUCCAUGGUUACCUCUUCCGCAGAGGAAGCCAAACGCGUGGACAGCCAGGUCAAAAUCCUGAUUCGCCCAAUGUACUCUAGCCCCCCACUCAGCGGCCCCCGUAUCGUAAAGGAGGUCCUCAAAAACCCUGCCCUCAAAUCCGAGUGGCUAGACGAGGUCAAAUUCAUGGCCAACAGAAUCAUUUCCAUGCGUGAAGGUUUGAGAGGACACUUGGAGAACACGUACGGGUCCAGCAGGCCGUGGGAUCACAUUACAAGCCAAAUCGGUAUGUUCUGCUACUCGGGAUUGACACCGGAGCAAGUGGAUCGGUUGCGGAGUGAGUUUUCAGUGUAUUUGACCAAGGAUGGACGGAUUUCUAUUGCUGGGAUUACAAGCAAGAAUGUAGAGUACCUCGCAAAGGCUAUUCACGAGGUGACGAAAUAGAUGUUUGAGACUGGGGAGGGGGGGAAAUGGACCAUUUUUAAAGAGACUUUUAUUCAUAAUGGACCUUGUGUCUUUUUUUUUUGGUUUGUCUGCAUGUAAUACAUGAGAUACACCAUGUGCAGCGAGUGUGACAUCUGUUUAAAA
This is a messenger RNA of Spizellomyces punctatus DAOM BR117, 1541 nucleotides long. RefSeq lists its product as uncharacterized. The transcript is spliced from 6 exons. NCBI's taxonomy places the organism in Eukaryota, Fungi, Chytridiomycota, Chytridiomycetes, Spizellomycetales, Spizellomycetaceae. Bases 99 to 1397 code for a protein of 432 amino acids. The record is from RefSeq and is a predicted model, not a curated record. Gene Ontology annotation, cellular component: mitochondrion. Gene Ontology annotation, biological process: biosynthetic process; L-aspartate catabolic process. Gene Ontology annotation, molecular function: pyridoxal phosphate binding; L-aspartate:2-oxoglutarate transaminase activity.